Molecule: messenger RNA, 1116 nt
Organism: Fragaria vesca subsp. vesca
Lineage: Eukaryota; Viridiplantae; Streptophyta; Magnoliopsida; Rosales; Rosaceae
Product: F-box/kelch-repeat protein At3g06240-like
Exons: 1
Coding region: 1-1116 (371 amino acids)
Molecular function (GO): protein binding
Source: RefSeq, a predicted model, not a curated record
AUGACGGUAGAGUUACCCGAAGAUAUCAUACUCGAAAUCCUCUACAGGUUGCCUGCUAGACCUUUAAAGCGAUUCAGCUGUGUUUCGAAACGCUGGGAAUCUCUAAUCUCUGAGCCAGAGUUCGGUAAAACCCACUAUGAAUUAGCUUCCAAGUGCCAAACCCUAACUCACAGAUUACUGGUACUCGAACAUUAUUACAGCCAUGAUUAUUACAGCCAUGAAGUCACAUCUCUCGACUUGGAGACGCCGUCGUCUGGAAAAAACAAAUCUCCGGUCAGAAGGGACAACGUUCCGUUCACGAAAAAGGACGGUCGUUUUUGUCCCAUGCAUAUAGUCGGCUCAUGUAAGGGUUUGGUAGCCUGUAUAAUUCCUUUGCGAUCCAUUCCUUUGGGUACGAAUAGUAUGUACUCGUAUAUUUGGAACCCACUGACAAGAUUUUUCAAGAAAUUACCUGACCCAGAAAUUAGCUGGGUAAAUGGUUUUCAGGGUUUUGGUUAUGUCUCGGCCACUGAGGACUACAAAAUUCUUGUGUCUAACUCUAGGUUAUUAAAAUGUGACACUGACAGGGACAUAGAGGCGCUCAUCUUCUCGUCGAAAGCUGGCGUUUGGAGAAAGAUUGAAUCCCCUCUCAUGUUCCACCCGGAGAAGCUCGACCAGGGAGUUCUCGUAAACGAGACACUUCAUUGGAUUUUUGAUUACUAUGAAGUCCACAAACGAUUAUGUAUUGUUACAUUUGAUUUGGCAAAGGAAGAAUUCCGAAAAAUGAUGCUGCCUAAUAAUAAUAUAUUCCAGGCAAACCAUAUAGAGGUUUGUUGUGGAGGAGGAGGACGAGGAGGAGGAUCAGGAAGCCUGUAUGUACAUGCGAUGCGUUAUCAGCAUCACAGUUCUGGCUUUAAGGUGUUUAAAGUGGCUGAAUCUGUUGAGUGUUGGGUUAUGAGAGAAUAUGGUGCCUCUGAUUCAUGGGCUAAGUUGUAUACAUUGAAGCUUGGAGAUAAUAUUAUUGUUGAACCGAUCUAUCUAGUUUUGGGAACUAGUACAGUUGUGAUGGUACAUGAGGACAUGGUUGAUCAUUGGUGGGUUAACAGGAAUCAGUUGAAUGUGUUCGAUCAGGAUUGA